AUGCGAAUUCUUUUUUUCUUAUUUUUACUUUUCCAUUCUUUUCGAUCAGAUGAUUUAUCAGAUUGUGCAAGUAAUGUGCAAAAAGCGACUGGAUCACUUAUCGGAAUAGUUUGUCAACUUAUCAAAUAAUUUCAGACUUAUUAUAUUUUCUUUUAGAUUAAUGGAAAAUGCAUCGCUGUUUCGAGAAACACAGUAGCUGCAAAAUCUGCGACAGCUUGUAAAACAGUCGGAAUAAAUCUGACAAAAUUAUCGAUUGAUGAUUUGCAAGAAAACGAGGACAUUCGAAGUAACCUUUCAACUCUUUCGUAUUUCUUUCAAUCAUAUCAAUUUUCAGUUUUACUUGAAGACAAUUUCAUAACACAGGCUUAUAUUGGUUUGAGUACAGAUGGAAGUGGAACAUGGAGUUGGGAGAAUUCCGACACUUCAGAUUUUCGAAAUUGGGAUACUCCUCCAGUUAUUGUUAGCACUACAACUUCAAUACCAGUUAGAUCAACAUGUAAGACUAGAUUCCAAUCAAAAUUCUAGAAAAAUAAAUGUUUUAGUACCUCCAUCAUCGCAAAGAAGAUCAACAGCAGUUGUGAUUGGAAUUGAUGCCAGUUUAUUCUCAACAACUUCAUGGACUUUUGCGGUAAGUUCACCGCAACAUUAAAAACUUUUGCUAUCAGUUGUCUAAAAAAUUAAUACCAUCUUAUCGCCUCUUCCCACACAUAAUGACUAAACUACAAAUUCUUUCUAGCAAAUUGAUUUCGCAACUUCUCUUGCUGAUUAUAUCUCACCUCGCGGACCAUCGGAAUUUGCUAUCUUCGCUUAUGGUUGCACUCAAAUAUCGCCAUACAUUGUUCAAUUUCCAAACUUUGUUUCAACUUAUGAAGAUGUUCUCAAAAUGAUAUCAAAUCUCAAUGAAACUAUUUUACAUGAUUGUGUUCGAGAAAAUCCUUUAGAUUUUUCAACAAUGUUCAAUUAUCAACAAUGGACAUAUUUCAAUCGAUAUAAUACUUCACCAAGACCUUUCAAAUCCACAUAUAUUUCAAUGAUUUAUUUCAGCUCUUCUUCGUAGGUUUUUUUCCAAAAUUAUUUUAUUCUUUGAGAACAUAAAACAUAAAUGUUCCAGAGAUUCUAACAAUAUUAACAACGCGAAGAAACUGUAUACAAUGCCAGACAGUAGUGUUAUCACAAUCAGUGUUGGAAAUCAAGCAACAAGUAUUUCUCAACUAUCACUUCCAGCUGUAACAAAUUGGAUCAGAGUAACAACAUCUGAUGAAAUUCGAGAUUUAGUUCCGACAAUCGAUAACAUUAUAUUCGGAACAGGAGCAGAAUCAUCUUCAGAUUCCAAAGUUCUCGCGACAGCAACUGAUUGUGCAUUUAUGAAUUCGGAGGAUGGAAAAUGGUAUCCAAAUGGAAAUUGUACUACAAAAUUAAGAAUGUUAUGCGAAUAUAUUCUGACUCCAAGAGAACCUGCUACUACAAAAACUCCGACUGAUAGUUGGAGUGAUCCAUGUUAUACAGAAUCAACGAAUUUCAAAUAUUAUCCAACAUUGGCAAACUCCAAGUGUUAUAAGGUAUACUAAUCGAAAAAUUUUACAAUAAACAAUCUAUUACUUUAGGUUUCUUCAGUGCAGCAAAAUUUCGCAACAUCAACUAACUUAUGUUUGGGAAAUUCAGAAACGUAUAAAAUUGAGCCAAUAUUGACAUCAAUUUUGAAUCAACAAGAAGAUACUCAAUUGAAUGAUUUGGUGAAGGAUUCAACUGAUGGAAUGUUCUGGAUAGGUUUGAGACGAGAUCCGGACAACUCAGAAAAUUGGAAGUUUUUGAACGGCGAUCCAGUGACCUACAGUAAUUGGAGAGAUGGUUAUCCAAAAACAGCGGAUGGUUGUGAUUGUGUUGCUUAUGUUUCUGUUGAUCAAAAAUGGAUAAAUACAGAUUGCAACAAAAAACUGUUUUCGAUAUGUUCAUUCGAAUUUAAUGCGACCAUUUAUCAAUGA
Caenorhabditis angaria is the source of this 1982-nucleotide messenger RNA. The record is from the annotation of a GenBank genome assembly. NCBI's taxonomy places the organism in Eukaryota, Metazoa, Nematoda, Chromadorea, Rhabditida, Rhabditidae.